AAAAGAACCAUUGGAGUGAAGCUGUGCCCCAAAGAAGCACAACAACAACUACAGCAUCAACAAUCAACAUUAGCAGCCAUCAACAGCAUUAGCAGCCUUUAUCAUCAUCAGCGGCAACAACAAAACCAGGCACAAGACCAAGAAGCUAACAUACAUAUCUACAAAAAUACAAGGAAAGUAAUCGAAGACAUCACGGCAUCAAGGAAGGCAUGCCCCCUGGCUCCAACGGCGGAAACGGGCAACUGCCUACAAUGCCGGCUCUGCCACCGGUACCACGCCUUGCGGACGUGCUCGGCCUUCAAGGCGAUGAAGCCGCUAAAACGGUUGGGAGUAGCCCGAGCACAGGGUUACUGCAUCAACUGCCUUGCCCUCACCCACACUACCGGGGAGUGCGACUCGCCAGGCAGCUGCAAGACCUGCAGGCUAGCGCACCACACGCUGCUGCAUGUGGCAGCCAAUAACCAUGCGCGCACAGGCCAACGAAAGCAGCAGCCCAAGCAUCGCGCACAUGCAGGGAAGCCAGUAAAGACGCCCACCAACAAGGGAAGCCCGGAGCAAAAGGCGCAGAACCCGCGCAACCAGGCGCACAAUAUGCGCAAUCAGGCAUCGCAACCGCCGCGCAAGAAGACCGCCCGACGCUCGAUUGCGCGCACCCUCCAAGGCCUGACACACACACACACACUCAACGUGUAUAGUGGUCAACAUCCAUAG
Molecule: messenger RNA, 711 nt
Organism: Rhagoletis pomonella (apple maggot)
Lineage: Eukaryota; Metazoa; Arthropoda; Insecta; Diptera; Tephritidae
Exons: 2
Coding region: 307-711 (134 amino acids)
Source: RefSeq, a predicted model, not a curated record